GUUCCCUGAGGACCCCAAGUGCCACCAUGAAGAUGCAUGGGGAGGCAGAUUUGGAGGAGCGGAUCCAGGAACUGAAGACCAUCACAAGGCUCCAGGUCAGAUGAGACAAGAAAGAUUAUCCUAAUCAAGGUCCCCAAGGAUCACAGAGCAAUGUCGGACACUACAAAUGCAGGCUGUGAAGGAGAAGACAGCCAAGAACAAGGAGACCAUGUCUCUCCUACGCAGCAACAUUCGCAGUGGGAACCAAGAGUGGGCUCUGACCAAGAAGCACGACCAGCGGAUUAUCUCCAAGGCUUGCGGGAAUGACUUGCCCUUGAGGCUGGCACACUGCCACUGCACCAUGGAGGUGGCACAGGAAAAGCUGCGUAAGUAUGUCUUCGACCGCGUGAACAUGCACAACGAGCUCAUCCACCUGGUGCGGCAACGCGGACAAAAACUGGAGAGCAUGCAGAUGGAGCUGGCCAGUCUGCAAAACCAGCCAGAAGCUACCAAGGAGGAAUUGCGGCUGCUGCAGGUCAUCCGCCAGCUGGAGAACAACAUCGAAAAGACAAUGAUCAAGAUCACCACGAGCCAGAAUAUCCACCUGCUGUAUCUGCACUUGCUGGACUACCUGAAAAAAGAGCUUGCCAUAUACCCUACUGAGUUAGACAAGCUGCAGAACCUUGUGGUUGGCUACUGCUCAGAGCUGUCAGACAUGACAGUCAUGUCCCAAGAUGCCAUGAUGAUUACGGAUGAGGUGAAGAGGAACAUGAGACAGGGGGAAGCAACCUUCAUUGAGGAACGCAGGGCACGGGAGAACCGCCUCAACCAACAGAAGAAGCUCAUCGACAAGAUCCACACCAAGGAGACCAGCGAGAAGUACCGCAGGGGCAAUCGGGACCUAGACUUCUCCUCCAAUCUGAUGAGUAUGGAUAUCCCCAAAUCGAGGAAAAGCAGCAGAACAUCCAAGUCUGAUGCUGAAUACCAGGCGGACGUGACUGCGGUGGUGGAGAAGGUCAAGGCCUCGGUGCAGUGCUCCCACCUCUGGGAUAUUGCUGGCCGCUUCCUGGCCCAGAGGAACACAGAGGAGAACCUGGAGCUGCAGAUGGAGGACUGUAUGGAGAGGCAGAUGGAGCUACAGUCUCUAAUGAAGAAGCUGCAACUUGAGGAGGCGAUGCUGAAGUUCCACCAGACACCCACUUCCGUCAGCUUUAAGUCCUUUGAGAAGAAAAUGCAGGACAUGCUCCAAGAGGAGGAAAAGAGGCUGCAACUGGCCCUCAACAAUGUGACCAAGGGCCAGAAGCUGCUGCUCACCAUCCAGAUGGGCAUCGACAACCUCUACAUGCGGCUGAUGGGAAUUACCUUGCCCAAAGCCCAGAAAGAAUCACUGCCUGCCACUCCCCUGGACAUGUACAGCAAACUGGCCUACUGCGAGACGAAGCUUACAUACCUGGCCAACCGGGUGCAGAUGUUGACCAGCACUGAGGAGUUUAACACGAAAGUGAGGGAUGCCCUGGAGUCCUCAACUCAGAAGGAAAAACAGAACACCAAAAUCAGCUUCGAGGACAUGGAAGAGGACAUGAUAGAAACCUUCCAGUUUGCUGACGUGGACCACAGCUACGUCCCCACGCGGGCUGAGAUUAAGAAUCAAGCCCAGAAGCUCAUCGAGGACAAGCUCAAGCAGGCCAAGAAGAAGAAGAAGUGACCUCCUUGCCCCGACCCCCGCCUGCGAUUUGUUACACGAAUAAACAUUUUUCCAG
Messenger RNA from Erinaceus europaeus (western European hedgehog), 1739 nucleotides. RefSeq names its product coiled-coil domain containing 183 (gene CCDC183). Bases 167 to 1684 code for a protein of 505 amino acids. The transcript is spliced from 15 exons. The record is from RefSeq and is a predicted model, not a curated record. Lineage: Eukaryota; Metazoa; Chordata; Mammalia; Eulipotyphla; Erinaceidae.